Spirodela intermedia is the source of this 3619-nucleotide messenger RNA. The record is from the annotation of a GenBank genome assembly. Lineage: Eukaryota; Viridiplantae; Streptophyta; Magnoliopsida; Alismatales; Araceae.
AUGGAUGGAUCUACUGGCAAAGGAGGGGCUGGUGCUGAUACGAUCUUAAUGAAUUAUAGGCUUGGAAAGACACUUGGAAUUGGCUCAUUCGGGAAAGUGAAAAUUGCAGAACAUGCACGCACUGGGCACAAAGUCGCAAUCAAGAUCUUGAAUCGUCGAAAAAUUAAGAACUUGGAAAUGGAAGAAAAAGGUAAAUGAUGCAUUUUAAGUGCAUAGUCUAUUUUUGUGUUCUGAUCAGUUUCCGAUGAUAUUAAAGUUAUAGAACAUUAACUAUGGUUCAUUGUCAUCAGUAAAGUUGAGAACUGCAUAAGCUAUCUUUGCAUUCUGAUCCGUUUCCAAUGAUAUUAAAACUAUAGAGCACAAAUUGCUGUCCGCAUCACCCAUUUUCAACAGGAUGACUUGCCACACUUUUCCAGUUAGAGGGGUGGUUGGCUUGGCUCUUCCCAAAAGGGAUGUGGCAGAAGUGUGAUACCACAAUAUUUUUCACGACAUUGUGCAGUACAUUGGCGAAGUAAUAUGGCAUAAUUCGGUGUCGUUCCUCUUUAAGAAGUUUCUGUGUCUGAAACAGGCGAUAAUUUCGUCAUUUUUGCUUUUCAAUUUCAUUUGUGUUUAUGAAAUCAGUUUGGUAAGAAAUUUAGAAAAGAUGAGCUAUUUGAUUGAAGUUGUUUAAUGAGUUCCUGUCUUUUUUUUUUCUUUUUCUUUUUUGCAGUUAGACGCGAAAUAAAAAUACUGCGACUGUUCAUGCAUCCUCAUAUUAUACGCCUUUAUGAGGUUAUAGAGACACAUACAGAUAUCUACGUUGUAAUGGAGUAUGUGAAGUUUGGGGAGCUUUUUGAUUACAUAGUAGAGAAGGGUAGAUUACAAGAAGAUGAGGCUCGCCACUUUUUUCAACAGGUAGAUGAUGCCUCAUUUUACAUUUUCUGCUGAUUUCUGUUCUCUUUACUUGAUCAUGCCUUGAAGGAAAUGAUUUGUACUAAAAGAGAAAAGAUUUUCUAUUGUCCUUUUUUCUUUCAUUGGAUUCACUUUCAUUUUCUUUCAACGUCCUAGUUCUGUUAUCCCGUCCAAUGGAAGAUCGUUUUUUAAAUUGAAAAGAAGAGCCCUGCUUAGAUGAACCUCUAUUUUACCACUUACUUUUAUGUUUCGAGAAAUCUAUACCUAUUUUUCAAGCAUAGGAUCUGACUAAGUUUUAAUUAAUUGAGCGUUUAGGGAUGUAUGUAGCCUGUGGUUCAUUAUCUACAUUUGAUUUUCCUGUUUAUUACACAGACAAGAUUGCAAAUGUGUAUUUGAUAAGUGAGAUAACAAAGAAGCAGACACAUGUUGAGUGACAGGCAAAGAGCGUGUUAAAAGUGAAAUUUAAAUGUAUCAAAUAUUGCCAUUAUGCGGCUCAAACAAUGCUGGCCCGCUAUAAUAUCUCUCGUAUGUAUUAUCAUGUAAGGAUUGGGGUUUACCCUACGUGUAACUAAAGUGUGUUCAGAUCACUGCCUGCCUGAUUGAUAUUUUUCCACACGUUUGCUAUGUUUCCAGUUGAAGAAAAUAUUUUAAUAUUCUGCGGGAAUGGCUGAGAAAUUUAGUAUACAGUUCAAAUAUUUUAUCUUUUUUUUUGUUUACAGAUAAUAUCUGGGGUUGAGUAUUGCCACAGAAAUAUGGUGGUUCACAGAGAUCUUAAGCCCGAGAAUUUGCUGCUGGAUUCAAAAAAAAAUGUUAAGAUUGCUGAUUUUGGGCUUAGCAACGUGAUGAGGGAUGGCCAUUUUCUGAAGACAAGCUGUGGGAGCCCUAAUUAUGCUGCUCCUGAGGUAUGGAGAUUCAGCACUGAAAAACUCCUGCUGUGUCUGAUCUUUAUAGCACCUGACUCUUGCAAGCUUUGAUUCUUUGAGAGAUUGCCUCUGUUAAACUUAGCUUUUGUACAGGUGAUCUCUGGUAAACUGUAUGCCGGCCCUGAAGUCGAUGUAUGGAGCUGCGGUGUGAUAUUGUAUGCGCUUCUUUGUGGCACACUACCCUUUGACGAUGAGAACAUCCCCAAUCUGUUCAAGAAAAUUAAGGUACGGAUAACCAGGCGCCUAUGAGAGUAAACAAGAUUUUUUAAGUAAUUUUCUUCGUUGGGUAGAGCAUUCUUUCGACUCACAUGCUGAAGAAAGUGCCUGCUUUUUCUGUCCCGUUUGCAGAGUGGGAUAUAUACACUUCCGAGCCACUUGACAGCAGGGGCAAGGGAUUUGAUUCCUAGAAUGCUUGUUGUCGACCCAAUGAAGCGGAUGACUAUCCCCGAAAUUCGCCAGCAUCCAUGGUUUCAAGCUCAUCUCCCUCGAUACUUGGCCGUACCUCCCCCAGACUCUGCUCAGCAAGCAAAGAAGGUAUGCUCAUCCGCCAUUUGGAGAUCACUUUCACUAUAUUAGAAGCUAGAAACGCAAUUGGAAAGACUGUUCCUUUUCUCCUGUUUUCCUUUUAAUCUCUUAGCCCAGAUGAUUGUCAGCCAUCGUCUCUGGCGUGAUUAGUGUAUGGAUUAUUUCAACAUUAAACUCACUUAAUAACCAUAAUCUCCGGAUUUGGCACUUCGAUUUCUCAUCCUGCUAAAUGGGUUCCUGCCGCUGUGUUAUUGCAGAUCGAUGAGGAAAUUCUUCUGGAAGUGGUUAAAAUGGGUUUCGACAGGAAUCAUCUGGUAGAGGCUCUUCGCAACAGGAUACAGAAUGAGGUAUCGAAGACAUCAACACCAGUUUCCUCCAUUAGCAUGCAUUCUUCUUAUGAUGCUGACUCGAGCAUCUUCACUAUGAACCAGGCUACUGUUGCGUACUAUCUCCUGCUGGACAACCGACUACGAGCUUCCAACGGCUACCUUGGUGUUGAAUUCCAGGAGUCAAUGGUAGGUAUUGCCUCUGUGGGUACCCCAGGCUGGGUACUCUGCUUCCUCUCUGUUUACCUGUGAGAUGAAACCUCUGCUUUUUAUCUAGGAAUGUGGCUUCUCGGGUUUGCACUCACCUGCGGCCUCAGCGGUCACCCAUCGUCUGCCCUACAUCGAUUAUCAAGGGGCUGGACUCCGACCACAUUUCCCCAUGGAAAGGAAGUGGGCCCUUGGGCUUCAGGUCAGUUCCUUACGUUCUAUGCCUCAAGCAGAGCAUUCUGAGGUCCUAGAACCUGAGAGCAUCAUCGCCAUUAACUGGCUGUGCAGUCUCGUGCCCAUCCUCGGGAGAUAAUGACGGCCGUGCUCAAGGCCCUGCAAGAACUGAACGUGGACUGGAAGAAGAUCGGGCACUACAACGUCAAGUGCCGGUGGCUCCCGGGCUUCCCCAAUCACCCCGUGGGCCUCAUCGGCAGCCGCGUGAACCCCAACCUCAGCUUCGGGGAUGACUCUCCGAUCAUCAAUGAAGAAAACUCCGCAGCGGCGCCGCCCAACACCGUCAAGUUCGAAGUGCAGGUCUUCCUUACCCCCCCCCCCCUCAUCUGGGCAUCUGAGUUUGCAUCAAGAGUUCUUAUGUUCUGAUGAUUCUGUGGUGGGUUGUGGAUUAUGUGGCAGCUGUACAAGACGAGGGAGGAUAAGUACCUCCUGGACCUGCAGAGGGUGCAAGGGCCGCAGCUGCUGUUCCUGGACCUCUGCGCAGCGUUCCUCGCGCAGCUUAAAGUCUUGUGA